Dufourea novaeangliae is the source of this 1173-nucleotide messenger RNA. RefSeq names its product protein gooseberry-like. The record is from RefSeq and is a predicted model, not a curated record. Gene Ontology annotation, molecular function: DNA-binding transcription factor activity, RNA polymerase II-specific; RNA polymerase II cis-regulatory region sequence-specific DNA binding. Bases 1 to 1173 code for a protein of 390 amino acids. Gene Ontology annotation, biological process: regulation of transcription by RNA polymerase II; anatomical structure development. Lineage: Eukaryota; Metazoa; Arthropoda; Insecta; Hymenoptera; Halictidae. The transcript is spliced from 6 exons.
AUGGCAGUCAGCACUCUGAACAUGGCACCGUACUUCACUGGAUAUCCUUUCCAAGGACAAGGGCGCGUGAAUCAACUGGGUGGUGUGUUCAUUAAUGGUCGUCCAUUGCCGAAUCACAUUCGACUGAAAAUCGUAGAAAUGGCCGCAGCUGGUGUCAGACCAUGUGUGAUCUCUAGACAGUUACGGGUCUCCCAUGGUUGCGUGUCGAAAAUCUUGAAUCGAUAUCAAGAAACAGGAUCGAUUAGGCCGGGAGUGAUCGGCGGUAGCAAACCACGCGUCGCGACACCCGAAGUUGAAGCGAAAAUCGAGGACAUGAAGAAACAGAAUCCUGGUAUAUUCAGCUGGGAGAUUCGGGAGAAGCUGAUAAAGCAGGACGGUGUCUGUGAUAAGGCGUCAGCGCCGUCGGUCUCCAGUAUCUCAAGACUCCUUCGCGGACCUGCGAAUCAAACUCGGCCUGGAGAUGAUCCCCGUAGAAAUCAUUCUAUCGAUGGAAUACUCGGUGGAAGCAGUGGCGAUGAUUCAGACACGGAGAGUGAGCCAGGAAUUGCGUUGAAAAGGAAACAACGCAGAAGUAGGACUACAUUCACUGGUGAGCAACUUGAGCAAUUGGAAGCAGCUUUUCACCGAACUCAGUAUCCAGAUGUUUAUACCAGAGAAGAGUUGGCUCAAAAAACAAAUCUGACAGAAGCACGUGUUCAAGUAUGGUUCAGCAACAGGCGAGCUAGGCUUCGAAAGCAGCUGAAUAGUCAACAACUGAACGCUUUCAACACAAUGAGCUUACAGUCUUUUCAGUCGCAACACUACGGUAGCGCAGAGACUUACCAAAGCUACGGCCAGGCGUCAGUAGCUGCAGCAGCCACGACCACGGCUGGUUAUCCUCAACAUUAUAACUACAGCGAGAAUUACUACGCUGCGCAGCAACAAUGGCCGAGACCUACUGCGGAGAACUAUGGAUUAUUCAAUGCCUCUCAUUACGGUAGCAGCAAUCUCGCAUCGAACCUGACUUCCAACAAUCUGAACUUGAGUAGUUUAGGUGGCAGUGUCAGCUCUAGUACGACAAAUAUGAGUGCAUGCAUGGCCCAGAGUGCAACUUCGGGUGUGCCAGCACCAGCAGGAAACACCACAUUACGCCUCACAGUCCCAGCGAGGCUAAAAGUGGCUAUCCUUAUUUAG